Rosa rugosa (rugosa rose) is the source of this 1302-nucleotide messenger RNA. RefSeq names its product oleosin. Gene Ontology annotation, cellular component: membrane; monolayer-surrounded lipid storage body. The transcript has a single exon. Bases 3 to 428 code for a protein of 141 amino acids. NCBI's taxonomy places the organism in Eukaryota, Viridiplantae, Streptophyta, Magnoliopsida, Rosales, Rosaceae. Gene Ontology annotation, biological process: lipid storage. The record is from RefSeq and is a predicted model, not a curated record.
AGAUGGAGGGUCGUCAUCAACAACAGGGUCUUGGUCAGGCUCGGGGUCAGGGUAGGCAUCAACAGCAGGCAUCUGGCACCAUGGUGAUUGUGGCAUCCGUCAUAGCCUUAGCCAUUGGAGGGUCGCUUCUUGGCUUGAUGGGGCUCAGCUUCUUGGCAUCAUUGACACUACUACUUGUCAGCUCGCCGCUCUUGUUGAUCUUCAGUCCUCUCCUGUUUUUCGCCAGUUUGGUGUUUGUGGGAUCACUUGUCGGGUUUGCUGCGGCUGCAACCAUGGCUCUCACCGGCGUGUCGGCUCUCGGAUGGAUUUUUCAGGAGGUUGGAGGCCAAAGGCUUCGGGGUUUUGGCGGUGGCGACAUGGCGAGUAGAGUUAAGGAACAAAGCAAGGAUUGGGGUAGAUAUUUGCAGCAGGGCGGGAUGGGGAUAUGAAGGAGAUGACAUAUAGUCAGUGCUUGAACUUGUAAAAUUUUGGUUAUGCUAAAAUCAUCUGCAAACAAAAGAGAGCACAUAUCUCUAUGAUUCUCUGUUCUCUCUCUUGAUGUAAAAGGUGGGAUUGAUGGUAUGAUCCACGGAAAUCAGGUAUAUCCUUUAAUAAAAGACAUAACCACCUUAGUCUCAAAAUUAUCCCCUCAAAAUAAUGUGCAAGAACUUGGAUUAUAUGGGUAUUCAUUUAUGUUACUUAUUCAUGAAGUGACUGGAUCAAACAAUUCCACACAAACUCAUGAGUAAAAUGGGUAUGGAGGUAUAAAUAAAAUAAUCAGUUAAAUCGGUGUGUUAGUCCCUCCAAGUUUCACUUGCUUCCCACAUAAAAGUGUCACAUUUAGUCAUUUACUUAUUUUAUCCACAUUCUAGUUAAUCUAGUUAUUUUACCCUCCAUCUGUAGAAGUCGUGGAGCUGAGUUAAAGUAGAAUUUUGUCAACCACCUAGACUCGAUUCACAUAAUAUCCAUUGCAUUGGCCAUGUUACUAAUCUCACAGUAUAGUACAUAUUAUCCAGGGAGUAGCUUUGAAUGCUAUCUAUGAGUAGCUUUGAAUCUCCUUCUACUUGAAUUUUGUUUAAAGCCAUGAAUGUACACAGCUAAAAGACCAGCCCUUAAAGCUUGGGCGUCUACAAUCGGAAGUCAAAACAUCAGCUGCACCAAUAUUUUCAGUUGAAGCUAGUAUAGGUGAUCCAUUUUCUGAAAACAAAGCCUGAAGAAGAGUCUCUGCGGUUUGUUUCUUGCAUACCACAUAUUGUAAUAUAAGCAAAAUUUUCUCUAGAAGUCUAUGCUAGAGAAAUUCAAUGUAAAAAGUAAAGUUGCGAA